CGCCCCGACUUGGCAAAGCAACAGGAGCUCCAGCCUGCUUUUUGCUCGUCACUUUUUUCUCCCGCCCCUUCACACCUUAUUACCACCGAGACCGCAUCACCUCGCACCACGGAGCACCACCUUCGCCAUCGAUUGCGAGACGGUGAGCUUCGCGCGCCGCGAUUGCAGUCUCGCUGCACGUCUUCUCCUUCCUCUAAUUUCCCUUGAAAAUUCUCCGAAUCGACGACGCUUGCUCCAAGGGCCGCGGCUUCGCCUCUUCUCGCUGCAGUCUCUGUCCGCCUUGGGCGUUGGCUUUCGACCGCCUCUCCCUCCGCUUCGGCGACCGCCACGAUGGACUUGCCGCCGGCUCCAACGCCGCCCGUCAACAGCAGCAAUAUGCCAUCCAAUGCGGAUCGCACUUCGAGCCUGCUGAACCUGCUCAAGUUCAGCGGCAACAAUGCCGCUGCCGCCGCCGCCGCCGGUUCUGGUGCCCAGCAGCAGCAGCAGCCCCAGCCGCCUGCCGCCGCCCAGCAGCAGCAAUCGCCGCCGCCGCAGCAGCAGCAGCCUCAACCACAGCCUCAGCACGGCCACCAGUCCCGGCAGCCAAGCUAUGGCGAGACGGGCCAGUACCAUUCCACUCGCCUGCACCAGCCUGCGCCGACGAGCGCUGACCCUACAGGCUUGCUGGCCGCGCUCAUGAGAGGUGCUCAGGAGGCCGAUGAGCCCCGGCAGGCCCCUGUCUCCCACGCUCCCGCGCAGACGCACCAGCCCUCGACCACCUUUGGCGCUGGUUCGCCCUCGGCCGAUACUAGAUCAUAUCUGCUCAACCUGCUGAAUCGGCCCAAGCCUAGCCAGACGGACCAGCCGCUGCUCACUGAGUCGACGCGGUCCAACGGUCCGACGCCUCAGUCUCCGGACGCUGCCGCCGAUGUUGGAAGAUAUUUCGGCCAGUACCAGCAGCCUCAACAACAGGCCCAGGCCCAGGCCCAGCCUCAACAGCAGCCGCAGUCGCAUGGAAACAGCGUCUACCAGGCUGCACAGCAGUAUCAGGCCCGUCACCACGACCCUGAGUCGUUUGCUCACGUCCAGCACCCGGCGUCGAAUGUCAGUUCCUUCUCCUUCGCCCACACGCAGGAGUCCUCGACUGACAUGUCCGCCAUCUACCACCAGCUCAUGGAUAGCCUGAGCCAGUCCUCUCCCCAGAGCCAGCAUACGCACCAGUCCGCCGGCGGCGCUUCCUACCAUCAUGCCCUGAAGAAGGAGCAUGCAUCCCCCGCCGGCUCCCAAAAGCUUGACCAGUCCCACUUGGGCAGCGAGCGCAGCCCCGUCAUGAGUGCUCCCGGUCCCGCUCGUGGGCCCCUCGACCGCAGCUCAUCGCUCCAUUCGCAUCAGUCAUUGCAGCAGUCUGUCAAGCAGACGCCCCCGGCCGACUUCGACAGUGCCGGCCCGCCCGACAAGAACAAGGAGACGGUCGCAGAGGCUGUGCACGACCUCGCUGAGAAGGCUGACCGCGAUGCUCGCGAGGCUCUGGCCAGAGCGGAGCAGAGUCUGGACGAGCCUGAUCGUGCCGAAGGCAUCGACAAGUCAGAGACUUCUCGUGAUGACCAGGAAUGGUCCAGCGAGACCAUCCGCAAUGUUGAGAAGCAAAUCAUCGACGACAUUAAGAGCAACCAAAGCAAAGCUGAGCCGCCGAGGUUCGAUUCGCCGGAGCCCGCAUAUAACGAGUCUGGUGCCGAGGCACAGGCUGUGGCCGAUAGCUGGGAGAGCGCCGACCAGGAGGAGAUUGUCGUCAUCGAGGAGAAGGAGGCCCCGCCUGUCCGGGUGUACAACUUCCCCAUGAAACCGUGGAUCUCCAUUUCUCUCCAGGAGGGCACGACUGAGCCUCGACCCGAGUUCCGUGACGAGUCCAUCAUGGAUAUCGCACGCCUCAAGAAGGAGUUCGACCAGAUUGACCGCAACCUCUACACGGCCUCUCAGACGUACAUGACCUACGGCAUGUCCAAGCAGGGCGGCCUACGCGUCAUCCGACAAGACGACGGCAAAGAUGCCAAGGUCUUCACCGACACCAAAGACCGCAUUUUCAACGUGGCGAUGUCGGUGACGCCUGCUGACAACGAGAGUGUCCAGCGCGAGGCCAUCAUUGGCACCGGCAUCAGCGGUACCGUGUACUGGGUCCAGAUCAAGGAUGGCGAAAAGGACCACAUCGAGGACGCGCACCUCGAGCAGUACGGCUUUGCCCUCCCGCCCAUGGCUACACACGAUGGUGACACCCCCGGUGGCGUCCUCAAGACUAGGGCUCGGGCGUCCACCAUUCACCCCGAGUAUUUCGCCGUCGGCCGAGGCAAGUCCAUCAACUUCAUCUGGCCCUCGUACAUCCUGCAGAACAGCCUCUUCAAGACGGGCCACGACCGUGUCGUCGACACGGAGACUCUGCUCAAGCAAUGCUCCCUCAAAAUCAACACAGGCAAGGCCGGCAAGGACUUCACCUUUAGCCAAGACGACACGGUCGUCGUCUCCCUCGACAAGUCUGGCCGGGUCAAGUUCUGGGAUGUCCGCGACCUCACGGCCUCUAAGGAGGGCUCUGAUCCGCGCGCUCCCGUGCCCGCCCAGACGUCGCUCGAGGUUAAGGAGCCCCUGAUGACCCUGGCUAGCACCCCAGAGGGCGAAAAGGCAUGGCCCACCUCGGUCCUGCUUCUCGACAAGCAGCGCCCCUACCAAAAGCGCUGCGCCCUGCGCUACAUGAUUGUGGGCAUGAAACAGAACCACACCAUCCAGCUCUGGGACCUUGCCCUCGGCAAGCCGGUCCAAGAGUUCAAUCUGCCUCACAGCAAGGAAUCCGAUGCCGUCUGUAGCGUCAUGUACCACCCGGCGAGCGGCAUGAUCGUCAUUGGCCACCCGACACGCAACUCGGUCUACUUUGCGCAUCUCUCGGCUCCUAAGUAUAACCUGAAGAGUGUCUCGCAGGCAGAGUACAUCCAGCGGCUCGUCGCUCAAGACUCGUCCAUUCCGCAGCCGGACAGCACCGCUGUGAUAAGCGGUGUCCGCGAAUACUCGUUCGCCAAUAGAGGAAUCAUCCGUAGCCUCGACAUUCUCUGCACGCCCGCCAUGGUCCAGGAUGCCGACGAGCCUACGCUAUUCGAGCUCUACGCGAUGCACUCCAAGGGUGUUGCUUGCCUCCUGGUCAGGCAGAACGAGCUUGGGUGGUCCAAGGACAAUAAGGUCCUCGACGCCGUGGAUGCCGUGAAGGAGGGCGUGGUCACCGUCUCCAAGCUCAAGACACCUCAGCAGCCUGAGCUCGGCACCAACGGAGAAGCCCAGGUCCGCAUCGCCAACCGCGGCAAGGAGUCUUCGCUUCAGACAACGCCGGCAGCCAGCGACGUCGCUCAGCGCGGUGCCGAAUCGGUCACGCCCAUUAAACUCAAGAACGAAACGAAGGAAGCAGAGACGCCGGCCCAGUCUUCCAAGGAGAGCCAAGUUGAGAAGCCAGAGAAGAAGUCGCGCAAGAAGAAGGGCAAGGAGCCCGAGUUGGCUGCCAAUGGCGCGACCAACACUCCCCGCGUCGGCUCGAAGCCCGAUGCGCCCAAGGUCACCAGCAAUGUGGUUGCCAAUGCUGUUUCCGCGGAAGCCCUUGACUCUGCCAUCGUUGGCAUGGAGACCCGCCUGACGGCGGCCGUGUCAGACACGCUGAAGUCGUCGCUCAAGAACCUGCAUGGCAAGAUCGACGAAGGCGCCCGCGUUCGCGACGAAAGCUUUAACCAGCACCAGAUCAAGCUCCUUGACAUGGUGUCCGAGGUGCUCAACGAGAACACUCAGAAGGUGCUCGAGUCCCUUAUCCACCAUCAGUUCACCGAGCUGGUCAUCCCCGCCAUUGGCGACCACGCCGGCAAGGCCGUGACGGAGUUGCUCCAGACCAAGCUGCAGCCGCAAGUCGCGUCGUCCGUGCAAAAGGAGAUCCAAGGCUCCUUGCCGCACGCUCUCAACCGCUCCCUGCGGUCGGCGGAUUUCGUCAGUGCCAUUUCGGACCGCGUUGGGGCUGCUGUCUCCACUGGCGUGCAGCAGGAAGUUCUGAACACGCUUACCCAGCGUCUGACUCCUACAUUCUCCAACAUCGCGAGCCAAAGCGCCCAGCGUGUGGCUGGAGAGCUCCACCAACAAUACCAGGAGCAGUUUGAGCACAUGAAGGCACAGCAUGCGGCCGAUUCCAACAAAAUUGACCAACUGCUUAACUACGUCAACCGGCUGACGGACAUGGUGUCCACCAUGGCCGCCUCGCAGACCGCCCUGCAGCAGGAGUUUCUGAAGCUCAAGCAGCAGCCCGUCCACGAGCUUCCUGGGGGUUCCGGGGCACAGGGCCAGCAGGGUCACCAGAACAUCCCUCAUGGGUACGCUGGUGGCAUGGCCGGCAGUAACGCGCCGAGCCACCAUGGAAGUUAUCCUCCCAGCCAGGUUAUGAGCCAGCAGUACUCGAACAGUCAGCAGUACCAGCGCAGCUCGCAGCCGGUGACGAGCCCCCAGGGUACAGGUGUCGCUCCGUCUGAGAACGUCGGUCCGACCGGUGUCAGCGCUCUUGCUGGCGCGUUCGCCAACCAGAUGAGCCGUAGUGAGGUCGAAGCCGAGUAUGAGCUCACUCAGCGCAUCCACAAGAUUGAGAUGGCUAUCCAGGACGGCCGUCUCCAGGACGCCAUGAUCCAGUGGAUCCAGAGCGGCCACGAAAAGGAGAUUUUCAGGCGCUGCUUGAGCGGCUACUCGCCCAACCGCUUCGAGAGCCUUGCGCCCCUGCUGUUGUUGGUCGUGAUUGCUACUAUCUCCAAGGACCUCAAGCCGGGCCCGCGCCUCAAGCAGGAGAUUGAUUGGAUCGAGAUGGCUGUGCGCGCCUUCAGCGACAGCCUGCCCAACUUGGACUGGGACGCACAAGGGCAGAAUGGCGAGGUGAUGAAGAGCGCGUCGCAGACGAUGAAUCUCCUCGUCGGCAGGCUUCAGCCGCUGCUCUCUGCCUACAACAGCGGCUACCCGCUGGAUCCGUUCCUGGCGGGCGUGGACAAGGGCAAGAUUGAGUGGAUUGUGGGCGCGUCGGAGCACAUUGAGUCGUUCAACUCGCACCGCCGCUACGACUAGAGGGCUCAGACUCAUGCCCCGCCGAACCUUGGCGCAGAUGCGCUUGGAGUAUGGUGAAUACUGGGACCUUUGUUGUCUUGCGAAGCGGCUCGUUGCAGCCCAACGGGCAGUCUUUGUUUGUUGGUACUGGAUGCUGGCUCUGGUUGUUUACUUGUUUCCGCCGAAUCUCGUCUUGCAGGUGACGACGAUACCCGCCGCACUUGUGCGCGCAUCGGUCUUUUUACGAUUGAACGAUGUAAGAUCAGGGGGAGGAGGACCACGGCCGCCUUUUGUCAUUUGUGCAACGUUUGGCGAUACAUGAGCGGGAGGGGUCAUUGGUUCCGGAGUGAAAGCUCCGCGGCAGCGCUGACGGCGGACGACAUUGCCCUGGGUUUCUGUUCGAUGACGGGGUCGGAAGACUCUGGGAGGGUUGAUGUGUCAUGUUGUAUGUCGGUUUUAUAUAGUGUACAAAAUAGGGCUAACUCUGCCUAAGUAUCGCAUGUGGUGUUUGCCCUUGCCGAGGUGACUCAGAGUAUAGUCACAGAUUUAUUCGUACGACUAGUAGAGUCGUGCAGUUGGGUCUAUGGUCAUGUUUUACUCGCAAGGUCAUGAAAUCAUGUUAUCGUCUACUGCCGCCUGCCGCCUGCCCACCCUGCGAUAUGGCAAUCUUGCUCACUCCGAGACCUUGAUGACGACCUUGCCAAAGUGUUUGCCCUUUGCGAGGUAAUCGAAGGCGUCCUUGGCGUCGUCAAAGUCAAAAAUCUUGUCGACGACGGGCUUGAUCUUCUUGUCCUGGUAAAAGCCGAGCAUCUCCUCGAAGCGGUCCUUGGGCCCGUUGAUGAUGCCGCGGAGGAUGACGUUGCGGCGCAGGGCCAAGACGUUGACGUUGAGGCGAUGCAGCUGGGGCGUCUUGUCAUCACCUCCGCCAUUUCCGCCGUUUCCACCGCCGUCGUCUU
Messenger RNA from Purpureocillium takamizusanense, 6029 nucleotides. RefSeq lists its product as uncharacterized. Gene Ontology annotation, cellular component: P-body. Gene Ontology annotation, molecular function: protein binding. Gene Ontology annotation, biological process: deadenylation-independent decapping of nuclear-transcribed mRNA. The coding region runs from base 331 to 5094 and encodes 1587 amino acids. NCBI's taxonomy places the organism in Eukaryota, Fungi, Ascomycota, Sordariomycetes, Hypocreales, Ophiocordycipitaceae. The record is from RefSeq and is a predicted model, not a curated record. The transcript has 2 exons.